GCUGUAGAAACAGAAAACUAAAAGUUUCGUAGUAGCUGAAUAGACGUUGUGUUGAACUAUAAUGUCACGGUACGUUGCCAUUAGAAGUUACUCGCGCCGUUGCUAGCGCUGCGACCAUCAAGGUGACUACAGUGAUGUACUAAUUAGAGAUCGGAUGCAGAUCGGCACGAUGUUCGUUAACGCCGAAGGUGAAGGAGGUAACAUGGUAGGCCUAAUCAUUUUUCUAUGACGAAUGAAAACAACACUCUACGGCAUCGACUGUUACCUAAGUGAAGUGCACGGUGGUGUGGCUGGUGCCCGAAUCCUAGCGAAGGCUGCAGCCGCUAGAUGCGGUUGAGUAGUUUGGUUUGUGGAGUGUUAAACCUGGCAGAGUCAUGAGUCGCCAGGGUUGCAAGUGGACUUGCCCGCACUGCACGUACGAGAACUGGCCAAAGGCGCUGCGUUGUGUCAUCUGCCAGAAUCCUCGGCCCACUCUAAUAGAAGAGGAAGUGUCCAGCGAGGAACGCGACAUUUACAAGAUCUCACCCCUAGUAUCCCCUGAUCCGGCCAACCCAUACCAGAAAUGGGCAUGCGGUCGGUGCACUUAUCUCAACUGGCCCCGGUCAAGCAAGUGCACCCAGUGUCUGCAACCACGGGGGCUGCCAGGUACCGCACCGGCCAGCCCGCCAUCAAGCCAGCCGCAGCAGGCCACGACGUCUACUGAAGCAGCCCACAGCAGUACUGACCUACGCUGCAAGUGGACUUGCCAUGCCUGCACCUAUGAGAACUGGCCAAAGUCACGAAAGUGUGUCAUGUGUAAUGUGGCUCGUCUGAAAGGUGACUCGGCAGCUGGCAAUCGGACUCCUGAUCCUGAUGACCAGCGAAAUAACUCUGCAGGAGUUCCAUCAAUCUGUACUGGUGGUAGCAACCGUCUCACAGGAACAACUGAAAUUGAGGUGCAAGUGUCUGCGGAUGAAAACCCACCCAGCAACAACUACCUGUGCAGUUUGCGGCGACAGGUGCGGGAAGUGGAUCGGCUAUGGCUGAAUGCCUGUCGGGCUGUUGUAGACGGAGAUCCUGAGCCGAUCAGCCGUUAUCUAAGCUCGGGUGGAGACCCUGCACGACAGCUGACUCAUGCCGAGGCAGGGCUGCUAGCUCGCACUGCCAACUUUGACCCAGGCUUCACCCUUGCACACAUGGCCAUUCGCCAAGAGCGUGAAGAUAUCUUGGCUCUGCUGCUAUCAGAUUCCGGUGUGACUCACCCUGUUGCUAAGCGGGUUCCAUCAGAUGUUGGACGAGAUGCUGCUGCUGACAUUCGACGCCACAUUACUGCCUCUUUCAAACAAAAGAAGGGACCUUUUUCUUGCUACUUUGUGACUGAAUUCGUCACUUUUGCAUUACCCACAGAAAUCAGAGAGUUUCAUCCAUCUGUGCAGAAGGUUCUGUUUGAUGAACUACUGGAUCAGGAUGUUCAAAAAGAACUUGAGGAAGAUUCAGCCAUCAUCAACUGGAGCUUGGAGCUUACUGAGACCUUGGGCUCAAGGCUGUAUGCCCUCUGGAAUCGCAGUGCUGGCAACUGUCUUCUAGACUCUGCACUACAAGCCACCUGGGGUGUGUUUGAUAGGGACAAUUCGCUACGGCAAGUUCUUGGAGACAGCUUGUGCGAGGCUGCCUCAGUGCUGUAUCCCCGGUGGCGAGAAGCAGAGGCCCUGCAGGCUCGGUUGCUGCAUUUCUCGCUGGACGAGGCACAAUGGCAGGAAGACUGGGCAACUCUUGUUUCCCUGGCUGCACAACCUGGAUCAGCACUCGAGCAGAUGCAUGUGUUCACUCUGGCUCAUGUGCUACGGCGUCCCAUUGUUGUGUACGGCGUCAAGUAUGUCAAGAGCUUUCGUGGCGAGGCCCUUGGCUAUGCCCGUUUUGAAGGCAUCUACAUCCCUCUCCUGUGGGAGCCAAGUUUCUGCUGGAAGUCCCCUAUUGCACUUGGCUACACACGUGGUCAUUUCUCAGCCCUGGUGCCCAUGGAACCAGAGCCUGAAGUGAUUUGUGGUGCUGGAGCUAAUACGCGGGAUGACCUGCAGGUGGCCUUCCUUCCUCUGAUGACAGCUGACCGUCAGCUGUUGCCGCUGCACUUCCUCACUCAGGGAGAGGUUGGUCGUGAGGAGGAAAUAAUCAAACAGUGGCUUGACUGCUGUGUCACGGAAGGUGGCCUCCUUGUGGCCCAACAGAAGGUACCCCGGAGUUCCCACUUGGUGCUACAAAUGGUGGACCAGUGGCUGGAGGCCUAUCGCAAACUGUCACCCCACCAUCGGCUCACCGAUUCUCAGAGUGGCUACUCGAGUGAUGGUGAUUCUGAUCAAGAGUAGCGCAUGCUAUAUGUCCCGGGUGAAAUGUCACCCAGGGCAUUCCAAGCAGAGCUGCUUACUUCCCAUGUCACCCAACAUGAGUUUAUCAGUAGAGGGCUGGCCAUUUCAAAGAUGUGUAAAUUUGUUGUAAGACUAUGAAACCAGUGACCAGCCGUUCUGUGAGAGCUCUGCACUGUGUGGGCGGCAAGGUGUGACCGUCAUCUCCUGUUUGAAAGUGCCAAUUCCUUGGCCUUUGACACAUUUGUGUGUUCCUUUGUUAUUGUUGUUUUCGUUGUGUGUGUUUCUGUGUUAGUGUGUGCGCACACUUCUUUUGCUGUGUGCACUUAGCCAAAUAUAGUGGGGUACAGAAGUUGAUGUUCAAUACUGAAAUACAAAGUCCUCUUGUGCAAAACAGCAUGUGCAUACAUGCAGAAUGUUGUCCACCUAUGCUCAUUAGGGUUCUUCCUGCUGGUAUGACCCUGCCACAAGUUUUCCUUUUAUGCAUGAUUAGGUAUAUGAACAGUGGGACAUGAGACAGAGGCUGUUUGAAAGCAUUCAGAAAUUAGUCUUUGUAGGUUUGAAAGGGAGAAAGCACAUCCCCUUUGGUAGACCUGCUGAUGUACAACUCAUGGGCAGUAGUGAUGUACGACUAUUUCUGAUUGAAGUAUAUUCUCUACAAUCUAGUGAACUAGCUUGCUUUCAGUAAGUAGGGAUUACAGUCGUUUGUUCUGUAGCAGCCUGCACAAACGCAUCAGUACAUGAGAGACCAAAAAAUACAGCAGUAACAAUGCCAAUACAUGGAAGCAGAGUAUGUAUACACAAGAAUGCUGCUUAGCAGCUUGUAAAAUAAGUGAAAUCUGUAAAUGCAUAAAAUGCAUCAUUUUGGGCAAAUUGUUUACAAACAUCCCUUCAAUGGGCUGAUGCACAUUAGUUUGUAUCAUUGGCUUAUCCUUGUCACUGAUCAGCAGUUUCAUGUUAAAUGUGUCAUUAUAAUUGUAUAAUGCUUACCUGAUUGAGCUUUUCCUGUCCAUAUAUUUGUGUACAGCUGUCAGCACGCUUAGCACAAACGCUCCGCAGCCUGAUCUUGACCAGCUUGUACUGACGCCAGCACCAUGAAAUGUUGAUCCAUAUGUUUGCGGCGGCUGACGAUAGUGAGCCUGCACACUCCCUGCCAGUCAGACACAAGUGAAAGACAAGUGACCAGUCAAAUCGAGGUGCGUUCCAGCUAUCGUCAGUCCAAGCCAGUCCAGGCCAGACUGCGGAAUGUUCAUAUUAGCGUGCUGACAGCUGUACGUUGGUCUUUCCAUUUAUUCAACAAUUUUUGUGCUUACCUCUGUAUUUUAAAAGGUCUCUCCGCUCAACGCUCCGCCUUGACAUGAGAAAGUCUAUGGCAGCACUGCCCCUCAGCUGUAGUGGUCUCUGCAUAAAGUGAUAAUCGGCAGAAAUCCUUUAGAAGCGUGGUACCGUGUCCAUUCGAGUGCUGCUGUUGUGCUCAAUUUGGUCGAGCAAAGGAUGAACUUCAAGUGGAGGCUCUUUUAAGAAUAUGGGGGGUAGUAUGUUGACCACUGGGUGCAUUAGUGUUCCAGACUAUACCGUGCAGCUUAUUAAUAUCCAACUUGUUUCAGCAAUGUCAGCGUUGUCUCCAGCAGUUAGAAUAACUGCACCUGCUUUUUUCACUCAUUUCCAUGUUUUAAAAAUAAGUGGCUAGUAUUGCAAACUAUUGUGCACACAUGCUGUGUUUCUUUUCUUUUUUGAAAAGCCUGAUUGAUAUUUCAAAACCAUAUUUCAUGCUGUACAUUACAGUGUAAUUGAAGUACAGAGCAUAGAUACCAGUCUAUGGACUCCCCUGAAGAGAGUGCAUUGCUCUUAGCCCUAACCAUGCUGAAGUAUUGUAACAGGCUGUAACACUUAGGCCCACAGACUGCACACCACCUUUUGGCACUUUUGAAGCAAUCAAAUGUGUGCCUUCUAUAACAGCUGGACCAGUGGUUGCACCAGCCCCCUGAGUGGUCAGGGUCCUUUGCCGUCCCAUUUCCACCCUACUCUGACCUCCCCCACCCUUUCAACACGUGAGUGUGCAGUCAAAUAAUACAGGCCCCACAAGCACUGCAGCCAGUGCAGUUAUGUUUUCACCACUUCAGAGUAUACAUUUAUUUAUUUGCAAAGUUGGAUGACGUAGUGGACAGUGUCAGCUAAUGCACAAUGCAUUAGGCACGUAAUAUAUUUACGUAUACAUAUAUAUGUAUGUGUAUAUGUAUAUAUAUACUGACACAAUGUAACCUCUUCAUUUCGCAAAUUUGUGUGAUAAUUUCUUUUUCAAGAGUGAGAAAAAGAAUAGGUAUGUGUGCUUGUGGUGCUCAUGUGUGUUGUGUGCAUGUGUAUAGUGUAAUAAAUGCAAUCUAGAUUUAUAUCAUAGUUGUAAUAUAUUGCACAGUUAUAUAUAUAUAUAUAUAUAUAUAUAUAUAUAUAUAUAUAUAUAUAUAUAUAUAUAUAUAUAUAUAUAUAUAUUGCACAUGCCAAUUUGUUUUAAUGAUGACUGUCUCCAGUCAUUAAAAAUUUAGGGAUUUGAGACAAAAUUACAACUUUUACAUGACAUAGCUAUGAUGGACAUUGAAUGCUGUGUGGCAAUUGCCAAUAGUGUGUUUAAUUAACUAAAUGUUAGCUAAUGAAGUAUGUUAACAUACUUGUGCUCAUUGCAGAGUUGAAGUUGAUCAGUGCUUCUAGGCAUGUUAACCUAAUUGAAAUCAUGAGAAAGCAGUGCUGUUCUCCGAAUUGCUACCUUGAGCUCUGACCAGCUUAAAUUUUGAAACUGCGACAUGUUUUUUCAAAAAUUGGUUUGUGAACUUUAGCUUAUUGGCCUUGGUCACACAUUUUCUGGUGUCCACCACCAUUAAUCUUGGCCAGCAUAAAAAUUUCUGGGCUCUCCAAUUUUUAUUAAUUGGGGAUGACUGUCAUGGAAACACCCAGUGCAUGAAUGAAAUAUAAUGGUAGCCAGAGCACCCAAUCUUUGUACCUCCCUCAAUGUGUGAUGUUUGGAAGCAGCAUUGUUCUGGUUUUUGUUUCUGUUGAGUAUUGUGUGCUGCAGUCAUAACAUGAGCAGAGGUUCCUGGCGCUGGGUGUCUGAUGUGAUUCAGCUUUUAUUUGAAGUUUUGUUUUUGUAGUUGUUCCAGGGUAGUUGCUGUGUUUUAGGCUGUGAAUUACCGUUUUCUUGUUUGUGCUAAUAACAUAAAGCUGUUUAUUCAGCACUCCGAGUACAAGCUCCGUUUUUUAGAAGCACGACAGUUUGAAACGCAUUGGUAGCAGCAUUCAUAUAUAUGCAGCAUAGAUAUUAGUCUAGCUGUAUAUUGACAGGAAUCUAGGUUUUCACUGGCCAAAUAAAAUGUUUAACAUAUUUA
Molecule: messenger RNA, 5716 nt
Organism: Rhipicephalus sanguineus (brown dog tick)
Lineage: Eukaryota; Metazoa; Arthropoda; Arachnida; Ixodida; Ixodidae
Gene: trbd
Product: ubiquitin thioesterase trabid
Exons: 11
Coding region: 375-2342 (655 amino acids)
Biological process (GO): cell migration; protein K33-linked deubiquitination; protein K29-linked deubiquitination
Cellular component (GO): nucleus; cytoplasm
Molecular function (GO): cysteine-type deubiquitinase activity; K63-linked polyubiquitin modification-dependent protein binding
Source: RefSeq, a predicted model, not a curated record